Messenger RNA from Erythranthe guttata (spotted monkey flower), 510 nucleotides. The record is from RefSeq and is a predicted model, not a curated record. Lineage: Eukaryota; Viridiplantae; Streptophyta; Magnoliopsida; Lamiales; Phrymaceae.
AUGGAGGAUGAGGAUGGAGGGGGAGGUGGUGGUGGUGGUGGCGGAUCUAGGAUUCAGUCCGGUCCAAAACAAGAUGAUGUAAAGGAGAAACAUCAAACCGAACAAGACCAGAGCGAGACAGAAAACUCAGACGAAAAAGCCCUCAAGAAACCUGACAAAAUACUCCCUUGCCCUCGCUGCAACAGCGUGGAGACAAAAUUCUGCUACUUCAACAACUAUAACGUGAACCAGCCUCGUCACUUCUGUAAGAACUGCCAGCGGUACUGGACAGCUGGCGGAACCAUGCGGAACAUUCCUGUGGGUGCCGGCCGCCGCAUGAACAAGAACGUGGGCCUCACACAGCUCGGCCACCACAAUGUUCCUCCGGAAGCUCUCCAAACCCUACAAGCGAAUCCCAAUCCUAGUAAUCCCACGCUAUGCGAAUCGAUGGUAUUCGUUUUGAAUAUUGCGGAUAAAUAUUGUGGAAACCACCGCCGUGAACUACAGAUCCAUAGCGGCGGGAGGCGGUGA